AUGAUAUUCCUCACGGCGCUGCCUCUGUUUUGGAUUAUGAUUUCAGCCUCCCGUGGGGGCCACUGGGGUGCCUGGAUGCCUUCGUCCAUCUCCGCCUUCGAGGGCACCUGUGUCUCCAUCCCCUGCCGCUUCGACUUCCCCGAUGAGCUGCGACCCGCCGUGGUGCACGGCGUCUGGUACUUCAACAGCCCCUACCCCAAGAACUACCCGCCGGUGGUCUUCAAGUCCCGCACCCAAGUCGUCCACGAGAGCUUCCAGGGCCGCAGCCGCCUGCUGGGGGACCUGGGCCUGCGCAAUUGCACCCUGCUCCUUAGCACCCUCAGCCCCGAGCUGGGCGGCAAGUACUACUUCCGCGGGGACCUGGGGGGCUACAACCAGUACACCUUCUCAGAGCACAGCGUGCUGGACAUCAUCAACACCCCCAACAUCGUCGUGCCCCCCGAGGUGGUGGCGGGCACGGAAGUGGAGGUGAGCUGCAUGGUGCCGGACAACUGCCCAGAGCUGCGGCCAGAGCUGAGCUGGCUGGACCACGAGGGCCUGGGGGAGCCGGCCGUGCUGGGGCGGCUGCGGGAAGACGAAGGCACCUGGGUCCAGGUGUCGCUGCUCCACUUCGUGCCCACCAGGGAGGCCAACGGCCACCGGCUGGGCUGCCAGGCCGCCUUCCCCAACACCACCCUGCAGUUCGAGGGCUACGCCAGCCUGGACGUCAAGUACCCCCCUGUGAUUGUGGAGAUGAACUCCUCGGUGGAGGCCAUCGAGGGCUCGCACGUCAGCCUGGUCUGCGGGGCGGACAGCAACCCCCUGCCGCUGCUCACCUGGAUGCGGGACGGGACGGUGCUGCGGGAGGCGGUGGCCGAGAGCCUGUACUUGGAGCUGGAGGAGGUGACGCCGGCGGAGGACGGCGUCUACGCCUGCCUGGCAGAGAACACCUACGGCCAGGACAACCGCACCGUGGAGCUCAGCGUGAUGUAUGCACCCUGGAAGCCGACAGUGAACGGGACAAUGGUGGCCGUGGAGGGGGAGACAGUCUCCAUCCUGUGCUCCACUCAGAGCAACCCAGACCCCAUCCUGACCAUCUUCAAGGAGAAGCAGAUCCUGGCCACCGUCAUCUACGAGAGCGAGCUGCAGCUGGAGCUGCCGGCGGUCACUCCCGAGGAUGAUGGCGAGUACUGGUGCGUGGCUGAGAACCAGUUCGGCCAGAGGGCCACCGCCUUCAACCUGUCCGUGGAGUUUGCCCCCGUGAUCCUCCUGGAGUCGCACUGCGCCGCGGCCCGCGACACGGUGCAGUGCCUGUGCGUGGUUAAAGCCAACCCGGAGCCGUCCGUGGCCUUCGAGCUGCCCUCGCGCAAUGUGACCGUGAACGAGACGGAGCGGGAGUUCGUGUACUCGGAGCGCAGUGGCCUCCUGCUCACCAGCAUCCUCACGCUGCGGGGGCAGGCCCAGGCCCCGCCCCGGGUCAUCUGCACCUCCAGGAACCUGUACGGCACCAAGAGCCUGGAGCUGCCUUUCCAGGGAGCCCAUCGGCUGAUGUGGGCCAAGAUCGGGCCUGUGGGAGCCGUGGUCGCCUUUGCCAUCUUAAUCGCCAUCGUCUGCUACGUCACCCAGACCCGCAGGAAGAAGAACGUGACGGAGAGCCCCAGCUUCUCAGCGGGGGACAACCCUCCCGUCCUGUUCAGCAGCGACUUCCGCAUCUCUGGGGCCCCCGAGAAGUACGAGAGCGAGAAGCGCCUGGGAGCUGAGAGGAGGCUGCUGGGCCUGCGUGGGGAGCCCCCGGAGCUGGGCCUGAGCUACUCCCACUCGGACCUGGGCAAACGGCCCACCAAGGACAGCUACACCCUGACGGAGGAGCUGGCCGAGUACGCCGAAAUCCGGGUCAAGUGA
Messenger RNA from Lepus europaeus (European hare), 1881 nucleotides. RefSeq names its product myelin associated glycoprotein (gene MAG). Lineage: Eukaryota; Metazoa; Chordata; Mammalia; Lagomorpha; Leporidae. The coding region runs from base 1 to 1881 and encodes 626 amino acids. The transcript is spliced from 9 exons. The record is from RefSeq and is a predicted model, not a curated record.